CCCUCUCCUAUUUACACGAUUCCCUCUCUCAUUUAUUUCUACUAUUUCUUUUAUUGUCCUUUUGUGGUCUUUUAUUUUUCCUCUUCUAAAACUUGCUGGUAUUAUAAUAAUUUUAUUGAUUCAUGUAUCCUCUAAUUUAAUUAGAGAAGGGCUUUUUUAAUCCUAGGAAAAUGUGAAGGGCUUUUUUAAUCCUGGGAAAACAUUUCACAUUGCUGAAAUAGUUUGUUAGGAAAGUGCCUAGCACGACUUAAGUCAUAUUUGCUAAAUAUAUUAUCAUAGUGCUAUUUAUUUUUACAAGUGUUAUUAUUUUACUUAGAUAAAUAAAUAAUAUUUAUUAUUACUGUGAUUUUAUCUCGGCUACCCAACAAUAUAAGAAACUAUAAAAAAUAAUGUUACUUGUGAAAUUAGUGAUAAUACCGAUAUUAGUGUUGUCAUGGUUGCUCCCGUUCCCGUCAUCUCACCAGAUGUCCCUGGUGAUGCAGAUGCAUUUAUAUGUCCACAAUUUAGCCAAAUGAUGAUGCCAAAAUUCAAAAUGGACACGGUUACAAGCCCAAAGCCAAUAAAACCUUCAUGAAAAAUACACCUCAAUGCAAGAGAAUUUUUGCGAGAAAUGACAAUCCGGUUAAGUAAAAAAUAAAUUUGACUGAAGCGGAUGAUAUAAUUAUUGCGGUCAUUUCAAAAAUAAUAUUGAGGCAAUGUGAGAAACUGGGUGAUAGACUCUGGUGCUACUAGGCACAUUUGUGUAAACAAAAAUGAUUUUGUGUCAUACACCCAAGUUGAGGAAGGAGAAGAAAUUAUUUAUCUUGGUGACUCAAGAACAACUCAAGUUCUUGGGGAAGGAAAAGUUCUUCUCAAACUCGUAUCUGGCUGAAAUCCAAAAAUUGGUUCAAUCUGAUUCGUCACUUACAAAUAUUGAAGUCGUAGAAAAGUGCUUUGGACCUCAACAUGAAAGUUGUGUAGUUGGAUUUGGUGGUGGGAUAACCGCUAAAGAGUUGAAAGAUGGUAACUCUUCAAAGGCUGUCUUGUUAGAUAAGUUGAAUGCAAGUGAAAAAGAAAAUGAAUCACUAAAAAGACGCAUGGAUGAGUUAGAGAAUAAAUGUGAACGCAUGGAUGAGCUAAAGAGUAAAUAUGAACGGCUUGCAAGUGCAGCAGCCUUCAUCACCAUCAUCUUCAAAUGAUCAAUAGAUUGAAUCAUUUAACAGCUCAAGAAUUUGAAGGAUGAAGAGUCUAUCGUUCAAGAAAGGAGCAAGUUGAAGUACAAGGCGACUUUUAUAAUAUUAGGGGUGGUUCACAGACAAUAUCUUAUGUAUAAAUACUUCAAUUUUUAUCUUUUAGGAGUUGAUAAAAAUGGUAUCAUAAAACUUGGAUGGUAUAUCUUUUUUUAAUUCUUUGUAUUUCCAAUAGAGUUUUAUAUGAAUAUUAAUUAUUUAGUAUAUUUUUGGAUGUGUCUGUGUAUUAUUCAGUUAUAUAAUUUUUUUUACAAAAGUAAAUAGA
Lycium barbarum (goji berry) is the source of this 1494-nucleotide messenger RNA. RefSeq lists its product as uncharacterized. Bases 753 to 1178 code for a protein of 141 amino acids. NCBI's taxonomy places the organism in Eukaryota, Viridiplantae, Streptophyta, Magnoliopsida, Solanales, Solanaceae. The transcript has 3 exons. The record is from RefSeq and is a predicted model, not a curated record.